This is a messenger RNA of Myotis davidii, 3140 nucleotides long. RefSeq names its product FANCD2/FANCI-associated nuclease 1 (gene FAN1). The record is from RefSeq and is a predicted model, not a curated record. Lineage: Eukaryota; Metazoa; Chordata; Mammalia; Chiroptera; Vespertilionidae. Gene Ontology annotation, biological process: interstrand cross-link repair. The transcript has 14 exons. Gene Ontology annotation, molecular function: 5'-flap endonuclease activity; flap-structured DNA binding; 5'-3' exonuclease activity. Bases 210 to 3140 code for a protein of 976 amino acids. Gene Ontology annotation, cellular component: nucleus.
UCCGCGAUGCCCGCCGCAGGGUUCAGAGCGCGCUUUACCGUCUGACCCGCGCGUGCUGUGUUCUGCAGGGAGGGAGUACGUGCUAUGAAGUCCAAGGGAAGCCCCCUCUCCUCCGUCCAGCCAGGGACCGUCCCAGCGAGCCCCUGCGCCCGCCCCCAGGGGUCGCCUUCGCUCUCCUCCCCGAGACACAGCCCGGUUCUCCAGGGCGCAUGAUGCCGGCGGGGACAUCGCCCGCGAGGAAAAGGCCCCGUCGAAGCCUGUCGAGCAGCAGAGCGAGGAAAAAUGCAUCCAAAUCCAUCGUGUUGUGUUUCAACAGCGCGCCACCCGCCAGGCUUGCCUGCCCCGUGUGUAGUCAGAUGGUGCCCCGCUACGACCUGAACCGGCACCUCGAUGACAUGUGUGCUAGCGGCGAUGACGUCACUCCAGUGGCCCCCGGGCUGGGUUCCGACGUGGCCCCGGGAGAAGGGGUCACACCGGAGAAGUCGCCACCAUCUGACCAAAGCCACUCGGCCACAAGGGGCGGGAAAAAGCAGACCAGCCCCUACUUUCAAGGUACCGGUGGCGGCGCGUGCCACAAUCCAGACGCCGAGCUGCCAUCUCGCCCCGUCCAAGUCGUUCCUUUGGGAAGCCUGUCCUCUAAACUAUCCAGGAGGUACCUGCAGGCGAGAAGAGCCACGGAGAAGAACGAGACCUCGGCCGCCGCAGCGGUCAGGGUGGUGGCGAGCUGUGCGGAGGCAGAGGACGACGAUCGGGGCGUGGAGAGCAGUUCCCAAAAGGAGAACCUGUUUUCCUGUGAUCCUCUUCCGGAGCAAGAUACUGUGGAAGGCCCCUCGUUAAGGGCAGCUGCAAAGCCAGGGCCUCCCCAGGACGGUGGGAGGUCCACCCUCGCUCCUGCCUCCCCAGACAAUGCUCCAGUGUUACCGCCCAGAGGAACUCCUGGGAAUAAACUACCCUCCGCUCCCGAGGCCAGCCGGGCAGAGCAGGAGAGCGUCGAACAGGCGGAUGGCGAGGGUGUCGGGACACGUGAGGCAGGCGUUGGUGAAGAAACCGAAGUCCCUGAGGCUUCGGAAUCGGAAACACAGCUUUCUUGGGAGGCGCCAUCUCAGAGCUCUCCCCGUGACGCUUCAGAGUGGAGGAACUCCCACAGACUCCCUCUGGAAGGUGACAGCGGCUUAAAGGAUGAAACUGCCCGCGGGGUUCCUUCGGGGCCGGGGCCAGGGCCAGGGCCGAGCUGCCGUGUUCCCGGUGAACCCGUCCCAGCGCCGCCCAGCCACCCUUACUACCUCCGCAGCUUCCUGGUGGUGCUGGCAGCCGUCUUUGAGAAUGAGGACGACAGGAUGCUCUUCGACGAGCAGGAGAAGGGAAUCAUCACUAAAUUCCAUCAGUUAUCGGAUGGCGGUCAGAAGUUGUAUGUCAGACUUUUCCAGCGCAAGUUCGGCUGGAUUAAGAGGCCUAAGUUGGACUAUGAAGAGAUCGCCCCCGACUUGGUGCCCGUAGUUGGAGAACUGGAGCGAGCCGGCUUCCUGCAGACGGAAUCUGAGUUGCAAGAGCUCCCUGAAGUGCUUGAACUGCUUUCCGCUCCUGAACUGAGGGCCCUGGCAAAGACCUUCCGCGUGGGCAGCCCCGGGGGGCAGAAGCAGCAGCUGGCGGAGGCCCUGCUCAAACUGGCCCGACAGCCGUCCGUCUGCAGCUGGGGCACGAGCGCGCCCGGGGUCGGGGCGGUGAUCUUGAAGAGGGCCAAGGACCUGGCGGGCCCGGCGCUGAGGGUGCGCAGGGGCCCGCGGGCGGUGUUCUCCCGGGCGCUGCUGCUCUUCUCGCUGACCGACGCCCCGGAAGAGGAGGACGCCGCCUGCGGGGGGCAGGGCCAGCUCUCCACGGUGCUGCUGGCCGACCUGGGCCGUGUGGCCUUCCCCCGCUACACGGUCAGCCGGCGCGCCCGGGUCUUCCAGGACAGAGACGACCUCCUCAGGUCAGAGCUGGUGCCUCACCCCCCCGCCAGCCGCCUCGCCCCGCUUUCCAGCCGCAGGGCGGUAGGGGGCAUGCAGGAGGCAGCUCAUGCCCGUCCCCCGGCCAGCGGCCCGGUGACCGGGCUGCGUGCACACGUCCCCCACAGGCACCACGCGGACCUGCCGCCCUUCCUGCGCUGCUUCACCGUCGGGUGGGUGUACACCAGGAUCCUGUCCCGGGCCGUGGAGGUCCUGCAGCGGCUGCACCUGUACGAGGAAGCCGUCCAGGAACUGGAGGCCCUUUUGUCCCAGAAAGUCUAUUGUCCCGACAGCAGAGGCCGGUGGUGGGACCGGCUGGCUCUCAACCUCCACCAGCACUUGAAACGCCUCGAACCGGCUAUCAAGUGCAUCGCAGAAGGGCUGGCGGACCCCGAGGUGAGGACGGGGCAUCGCCUGUCGCUGUACCAGAGAGCCGUGCGCCUGAGGGCGUCGCCCAGCUGCCGGAGGUACCGGCACCUCCUCCAGCAGCUGCCAGAAGUCGCCGUGCAGGACGUGAAGCAUGUGACCAUCACGGGCCGGCUGUGCCCGCAGCUCGGGAUGGGCAAGUCCGUGUUUGUGCUGGAGGCCGGGGGGCCCGCCGCCCUUGCCACCGUCCUGUGCUCCGUGGAGGAGCUGGCGCUGGACCAUUACAGACGCGGCGGCUUCGACCAGGGGAUACACGGGGAGGGCUCCACCUUCAUCACACUCUUCGGCAUCCUCCUGUGGGACAUCAUCUUCAUGGACGGGAUCGCAGACGUCUUCAGAAACGCCUACCAGGCGUUCCCGCUGGACUUGUGCACAGACAGGAUCCACGGGGAGGGCUCCACCUUCAUCACACUCUUCGGCCUCCUCCUGUGGGACAUCAUCUUCAUGGACGGGAUCGCAGACGUCUUCAGAAACGCUUACCAGCCCGCCGAGCCCCUGCCAGCCUGGGUGGCGGCCACGUGGGAGGCCCAGGAAGGCAGGGCGGCGUCCGUCGUCAGCUGGGACCGCUUCGCGUCUCUGCAGCAAGCUCAGCUGGUGGAGGUCAAGGGCCCCAACGACCGCCUUUCGCACAAGCAGAUGGUCUGGCUGGACGAGCUGCAGAGGCUGGGGGCCGACGUCGAGGUCUGCCACGUCACGGCGGUCGGAGCCAAGAGCAGAGGCCUCCACUGA